Gryllus bimaculatus (two-spotted cricket) is the source of this 2802-nucleotide messenger RNA. The record is from the annotation of a GenBank genome assembly. Lineage: Eukaryota; Metazoa; Arthropoda; Insecta; Orthoptera; Gryllidae.
UUAAUCAGUUGGCAUGUAAAAAAAUUGAGAGUAUUUCUUUGUUACUAAAUAUCUGUGUGAAUUUCUUGAUCAGUAUGUUCAAAGUAACUUCAACUUAAAGAUACACGGGCGCUAGCAGUGGACAAAGUGGGAAGUAAUCGACAUGAACCUUGGUGUGUUUGGUUGCAGUACGCACCCAACUCGGACGAAAGAAAGAUGUCUACCGUGAGUCUUGAAGCGAACCUUGGAUAAAUCAGGCGUACUGGCUUUAUGGAAGAUCAAUGUCAGCAGCAAUCUCAGCAGCGUGGCUCCUGGAUUAUUCUUCUCACGAAGGGAAUUUCACGUAUGCCAACACAAUUUGUAGUACUGUUGCCAGUUUGCUGGCGUCUUGUCAACGUAUCGCAAAAGGCUCCGAAACAUUCCUGAACAAUCUGUUGCAACAAUCUUCUCCAGCCUACAAAGGGCAAGAUAAAACGGACCUUCCGGCACCAAGUAGGCAGGAGCAUACCAGGCGGCUCAGGAAGUUCGACGCCGCAAGCACUAUGGAGAGUAGGUCAGCAACUGCUCAGAGAGCUACAGGAACCCGGACGACCGCGCCCCAGGCAGAGGGCGUGCUGGUGCGAGCCUGCGCGCCGGCGAGAAGUCCAGCUGCCGUGCCCUAGACGCAUUAGAAGGCUGUCUGAGUAACUUAGGAAGUUUAUAUGUUUUUUGGGGAAAGGGCUCGUGGAUGGUCACAUUUUGGUGAAUAAACUGUUGAGCUAAAACCCUGUACUGAUUAUUCAAUAGACGUGAGAAUAUAAAUAACUGCAUUGAUUUUGUAAAGUUCUAUCUACUUCGACUUUGAAUUUAAAUCAACCAAGUUAAUCUCACUAAUUACUACUCUAACAAAUCUCAGCUAAUUGUGGCGUCUUUACAAUAUUGUUUUGAAAGAAAAUUAUUCAGUGAGAAUAAGACUGCCUUUCUUGAUUGAUUUUUAGAAUUAGUUUGAAGGCUCUUUAUUUUUUUAGGCAACAUUUAUUAAUACUUUUUUACUUAAAAUCAUACAGUUUUUUGACCAACGUUUCAAAGGUCAAUGCCCUUCAUCAGUAGGGUAUAUUAAAUAUAAGUGAAUACAAUAUUAAUUAAACAAUUCUAAGUUAUAAAUGACAAAGUGUUCAAAUGUUUAAAUUAUCAUCCAAAUAUUUAUUUACAGCAGAAUUACAACCAAAAGGUAAAAUUAACUGCCUGGAUGUUACAUUGAUAAGAUCUGGUAAAAAUAUACUUACUAAAUGGUACACUAAACCUUCAAUAGCAGAAACUAUUUCGAAUUUUCUAUUGAUUAAACGUGCUAUAGAGACCAACGUAAUUGACAGAAUAAUAAAAAUUACGUGGACUGUCUUUGUUGAUAAUGUAAUAGAAAAAUAUUUCUGUUAUUACUAAGGAAUAUUUUUCCAUUGAAGUUUAAUGCACGAUUAAUUUGCACAAAAUUAAAAAAUGGCACAUCCCAGAUCUAUUAUUAAUAAUUUGGAACAUUGUCAAUUUAUUAGUUUACCGUUUAUUCCAUCGAUUAAUUUUCAACUGAAGCAAAACUAUUAAAUCAAUAUAAUAUCAGAAUAAGUAACCCCACAUUUAAUAAAAAUAUGUAUAAAACAUACGAAUGAUCCUGUCUCUAAAUUGGAACUGAAAGUAUAUUUAUUACAAUAUCAACAAUAUAAUUUCUGUUACGUAGGGCACACAUCAAUAAACCUGAAAGAAAGGAUAAGAGAGCAUAAGAAUAAUAUAAACAAAUAGAAGAAAGAUAAAACUUCUUAACAAAACAGAUAUGACAGUGAUCAUCAAUUUGAUUUUCUUAAUCCCAUUAUAUUAAAUAAAGAACUUAAAUACCACUCCAGGAUUACUAAAGAAACUAUUAAUAUAAAAUUACAGCAACAAACAGUAAUUACUAUGACAGUACCAAAUUCUUUCACAAAACUUUAUGACCCAAUUAUUAAUAUAUUUAAGAAAUAAUGCGUGCUACAAACAUUUUUUUCUUCAACUUCACCAGCUUCACCUUUUUAAAGAAUCACUUUCACUUAUUAUUCAUAUAAGAAUAAUUUAUAAAUAAUAGGAGGCUGUGAAUAUUAUAUGAAAACACGACUUGAUAUUUCACUCUCAUUAAAAAUUACGUAUAUUUUAUUCAGGUGAAUUAUAAAUUUAAAUUAUUAAUUGACGCAAUUUUUCUCAAAGGUCGUAUUUAAUGAAAUAACAAUUAUAAUUUAGUUACAACCUUUAAAUUAAAAUAAUAUCAUAAAAUAAUUAACACAAACAAAACAUUGAAAAUGGUAUAUAGUAGAUUUAUUUAAACACUUUGUCAUUUAUAAGUUGUAGAAUUGCUUCAUUAAUAUUGUAUUCACUUAUAUUUAUUAGACCCUGAAGGUGAAGGCCAAUGACCUUCGAAAUGUUGGUGUAAACUUUGUAUUUGAGUAAAUUUAUUAAUGAAUGUCUGCCUAGAAAAAUUGAAGGACCUUCAAAACAAUUCUUUAGAGCAUACCGAGUCGAAACAUUUGCUUCCCCUCUCGCUCUUUUAUUGAUCACUUUUCCUAAUUACAUUUCAAUGAUUUCUAACAGCUAAUAAAUAAGCGUAUUUCGUCUACAAAUGUUUCUUAGAUGUUUCAACGUGCCACUUAUGUGUUUAUGUAAUCAUUAUUCAGACUACAUUUCCAUUGGUGAUUACUGUUUCUUAACAAAAAGCAUAUUGUUUUCAAUAAUUGCGAUACACAUCGUUUCCACAUUCAAAAGUACAUUUCUUUUAUCAUUUCAUAAAUAAAUACCACAGUUUAUAACAUCUUUGUUUUUCUCCUUUUA